This is a messenger RNA of Pseudogymnoascus verrucosus, 797 nucleotides long. RefSeq lists its product as uncharacterized. Gene Ontology annotation, biological process: mitochondrial translation. Gene Ontology annotation, molecular function: structural constituent of ribosome. The coding region runs from base 57 to 596 and encodes 179 amino acids. The transcript has 2 exons. NCBI's taxonomy places the organism in Eukaryota, Fungi, Ascomycota, Leotiomycetes, Thelebolales, Thelebolaceae. The record is from RefSeq and is a predicted model, not a curated record.
CCCCAAUCCAUCUCCAACCUCACCCACCUCCGACCUCACCUCGCCCAACCGCCAUCAUGGCCUCCAACAAUGUCUCCCCCCUCUUCCGCCUCCUCACUCCCCUCCUCCAAACCGUCCGCCGCACCGCCGCCCCCUCAACCACCGCCCUCCCCGUCCGCAGCAUCUCGACCACACCCGCAAACCUCGCCUCGGGCGGCUCAAUGAACCCCAAGAACCGCGGUGGCGGCGGCAAGAAAGACCCUAGGGUGCAAUUGAUCCGUUACCAUCUCCAGCACUCGACGACGCCGCGACCCCUGCGCCUGAGUCGCAUGAGGAGUCUGCGACACUGGACGAUCCAUCGCGCGUGGAUGCUGUUUAGGCGGCAGAAGAUGUCGGAGGAGGAGCUGGAGCUGCAGAGGAUGUACAAGAGCAUGCACAAUGCUUGUGAGGAGCUGCGGGCGCUGCAGGGGCCGGGCGACAAGAAUGCUGGACGCCUGUACAGAAUCGCUUUGGAGAAGAAGGGUAUCUUUGGCCCGAACGGAGUGCCAAUUGAGUAUGCGCGUGCGCAGACGGAUACACCAGGAAAAGAGCCGUGGGACCACUCGUGGACCCGUUAGGAGGAAGCAUGGAUAGGUCAAAGGGGGGUGCUAUAGAAUUUCUGGGAGGGACAGAGUUCAUCGAAUAUUGUACGAAAUGAGAUGGAGAUGUUGGAGGGGAACAUAGACGAGGAGUCGAGGGGAUAUCCCAAAGCAGGGCGCUCAUGUAUAACAGCUUGUAAAAUUCGCUUCCAUCCUAUGUACACUUUUGCUCAUCCAUCG